CAUAAGUUUCAAAGUUUCUAGAGUUGACCUAUCCAGUGCGAGUGACAAAAAAACGGCAUAGUGUCUAUGAAUGUUGUAGAAGAACGCUCUGAAGUGUAAAGGUUAAUCUGUGAAACGGCAGGCCCUCUGUUUGGUCAAUUCGUCUCUUCUUUAAGAGCCAAAAGAAAAAAAAAAAAAGAAAAAGAGAAAGGAGAGACCUUUAUCGAUUUUUUUUUUGUGAGGGUAAGUAAGAUCCAGAGAUUGCAUCAGCUUGAACAUUUUUAUUAUAAAAUCCAGGUAAUUCUUUUGUUGUUUUCCCACCACGAAUUUUUAAAAAUUCUAGCUUUGGUGGCUCUUGUACUACUGCAAUCUUGUUUUCUGGUUUGUUCAUUGGAGCUUUGAGACUUGUAACUUGGAUUAAGGACAGUCUUCAUGAGACAUGACUUCUUCAGUGCAUGAGCUCUCUGAUAACAAUGAAAGUCACAAGAAGCAAGAACGUCCAGAUUCCCAAACCCCACCCCCGGCUCCUUCAGGACCGUGUUCUGAAUCUAUAGAUACAAGCUCCGUCUACUCAGAGCCGAUGGCGCAUGGGCUCUACCCGUAUCCAGAUCCUUACUACAGAAGCGUCUUUGCACACCAAGCGUAUCUUCCACAUCCAUAUCCUGGGGUUCAAAUGCAGUUAAUGGGAAUGCAUCAACAAGUGGUUCCAUUACAGUGUGAUGCAGUCGAGGAGCCUGUUUUUGUUAACGCAAAGCAGUACCACGGUAUACUCAGGCGUAGGCAAUCCAGGGCAAAACUUGAGGCUCGGAACAGAGCCAUGAAGUCAAAGAAGCCGUAUAUGCAUGAAUCUCGGCAUUUGCAUGCGAUAAACCGGCCAAGAGGAUGUGGAGGCCGGUUUCUCAAUGCCAAGAAGAAGAAUGGUGCGCGUAAAGAGAAGGAGGAGGAGGAGGAGGAGGCAACCUCUGAUGAGAACACUUCAGAAGCAAGUUCCAGCCUCAGGUCUGAGAAGUCAGCCAUGGCUGCUAAUGGUAGAUCUUGAGUGAAAGUUCAUGCACAACAACCACAUGUUUAGUUUUAUAUUUUGGGUGGAUGUUUGUAUCAGUACAAUACUCUGUUUUGGACCCUCUCUGUAGACUGUGUAUAGGUUAUUUAUUGCUUGGAACAGAUAGGGUGGUGGCUUUGUUUUAGUUAUUAGAAAUGCAACUGGGCACGGAAUGAAUAGUGUGAUUGAAAUGUAUUGUCUGUACCAAAAACAAAUCUUCUUUGGCAAUGAAUUGAUGUUUUGGAAAA
Messenger RNA from Raphanus sativus (radish), 1269 nucleotides. RefSeq names its product nuclear transcription factor Y subunit A-4. The record is from RefSeq and is a predicted model, not a curated record. The transcript is spliced from 6 exons. Gene Ontology annotation, molecular function: DNA-binding transcription factor activity, RNA polymerase II-specific; RNA polymerase II cis-regulatory region sequence-specific DNA binding. Lineage: Eukaryota; Viridiplantae; Streptophyta; Magnoliopsida; Brassicales; Brassicaceae. Gene Ontology annotation, cellular component: CCAAT-binding factor complex. Gene Ontology annotation, biological process: regulation of transcription by RNA polymerase II. Bases 419 to 1018 code for a protein of 199 amino acids.